Messenger RNA from Pocillopora verrucosa, 1207 nucleotides. RefSeq names its product ZP domain-containing protein-like. Lineage: Eukaryota; Metazoa; Cnidaria; Anthozoa; Scleractinia; Pocilloporidae. The record is from RefSeq and is a predicted model, not a curated record. Gene Ontology annotation, cellular component: cell surface.
CCACGAGAACCUAAUUAUCAAUAUGAAGAGGGCAAUUCUUUUGGCGACAUUUAUGCUUGUUUUACAUCAAACAAAAGGUCAGACGUCGGCCUCAGUGACUUGUAACUCCAAUCACACUGUGAGUAUAGUGAUCUCAAACGUGGAUGAUGUAGAAUUUUGGGACCCACCAGAGUGGAGAACUUCGACAAACACUGCAGCGUGUCAACCAACACUUAAUGAUGGUGCUGAAACAGUUACCUAUGAAGCUCUACACCUCCCUGACUGUGCUUACGAGUCAAACCAGAAAGAUGGAGAAGUUCAAUACAUCCUCAAAAUCAGCGCUGAAAAGACUGCAGGUGAUCCAGUUACAAAGCAGUUGCGCACUUAUGACCACCUGUACUACGUCACGUGUAACUACGAUAACGCAGGCAGAGCUUCGGCGAGUUUUGUGCCGAUCAGGAACCGAGCAGAUAACGACACAGAUGACGGAUUUUUCACCUUUUCUCUCAUGGCGUAUAUGGACGACAUACAUAGAACUCCCGUUUACGGCUCUGUUGAUCUGGAUGUAGAGAUUUUCUUCAAAGCUGAAGUCGAGACUCAAAGCAAUGCACCCAACCUUGACUUGUAUCCUGUGCGAUGCUAUUCAUCACAAAGCGAUAAUCCAGAUGAUACUGGUGCUAACUUUACUCUUAUAAGCAACGGUUGUGGCAGCGAUGAUGUCAGCGAAGACCUCAGCGACACAUUGUCAUACAGUUGUACCGAAAGCAGCAAAUAUGAAAUGUUCUCACUCAAAAGUUAUCGGUAUUUUGGGGCAGAAGCAGGAGCUUCUGUUUACAUCCACUGCGAUUUCAGAGUUUGCUUGGCAGAUGUAGCCUAUACCAAAUGUCAAUGUCCAGAUAAUGCUGCCACUUGCGUAGGUGAUCCUACCACUGAUGUUCCUCCGAGACCGGUGCUGAGGCGUAGACGUCGUUCAAUCUCUGAUUCUGUGGAUGAGCCACAGAUUUAUCAUGUUGUCUACGGUCCAUUCACCUUUAAGCAAGAAGAACUGAACAAAGAUGAAGCUGCAUCUGAAGACCAAGAGGAGACCAGCCAGUCUUUCCAGAAGGUGGCAAUUGUUGGAGCAGUAUGUGGUGUUGCGGCUGUAACUGUCAUCUGCGCUACUGUCUACCUUGUCAUUCGCUAUCGCAACAAACGCUUGCAAAAUGGAGAUCUGCACGUGGUCACCUAA